Molecule: messenger RNA, 1423 nt
Organism: Sabethes cyaneus
Lineage: Eukaryota; Metazoa; Arthropoda; Insecta; Diptera; Culicidae
Product: short-chain specific acyl-CoA dehydrogenase, mitochondrial-like
Exons: 2
Coding region: 120-1331 (403 amino acids)
Biological process (GO): butyrate catabolic process; fatty acid beta-oxidation using acyl-CoA dehydrogenase
Cellular component (GO): mitochondrion
Molecular function (GO): flavin adenine dinucleotide binding
Source: RefSeq, a predicted model, not a curated record
CUGAGAGGUGAGAGGUAUAUUUGCCUAAUUUCCAUAUGCCCUGCUUAGCUUAUUUUCCGCUAGUCAUUUAACAUGAUCAAUUGACAACGACAUUUGCUAUCACCUAUCGUACUAUAAGGAUGCUUCGCAAAAUUCUCCCCGCAAUUGCCUCCUCAACGCAUUUGACUAGAUGUUUUAGCAUUUGCCCACUGCCCGCACAUUUACAAGAGCUCCAAAGGACUUGUCGAAACUUUGCGGAUCGAGAGCUUGUACCGAUUGCUACGGAACUCGAUCGUGAUUCACGCUUUCCUGCAGAGCAGAUUGCGAAGUUGGCGGAUUUGGGACUCAUGCGAGUCACUGUUGACCCUGAAUAUGCAGGCUCAGGAUUGAAUAUGCUAGCACUCUCGCUGGUGGUAGAGGAACUGUCCCGGGGCUGUGGAAGCACCGGUUCGAUAGUUUCGAUACACAACUGUCUGUUCGCAAAUCUGCUCAAUCGAGCAGGUACUGAAGCACAAAAACAACAUUUUUUCGGCAAAUAUUCGAACAGUUCGAUAGGUGUAUUUGCGCUUAGUGAAGCGGAUGCUGGUUCCGACGUAGCAGCCUUAAAUACGAAAGCCCACUCGGAUGAUGAUCAUUGGGUUUUGAAUGGCACAAAAGCGUGGGUUACGUCUGCAGUAGAGGCACAAUGUGGCAUCAUUUUUGCCACCGUAGAUACCGAUUUAAAGUACAAAGGGAUCACUGCCUUUUUGCUUGACUUUGAUAAGGUAACCGGAUUAACGGUGGGCCCCAAGGAAGAUAAACUUGGCAUUCGAGCAACAUCCACAUGUAGUUUAUAUUUGAAUGAUGUUCGUGUUCCUAGAUCAAACAUUCUUGGAACGGUUGGGGGUGGUUUUCGAUUGGCAAUGGAGCAGUUAGAUCGUGCUCGCAUAGGAAUCGCUUCGCAAGCGCUUGGAAUAGCGCAGGCGGCACUGGAGGCGGCUGUUUGCUACGCCGAUCAAAGAAUUGCCUUUGGACAAUCACUGCUAAAACUAUCAUCCGUUCAAAGCAGGAUUGCCGAAAUGGCGCUUCGUAUCGAAAAUGCCAGGCUGCUCGUUCGAAAAGCAGCUACCGACAUUGACCGGGAUCAACGUGCAACUAAAUCUUGUUCGAUGGCCAAAUGGUAUGCAGGUGAAACGGCCACUUUCGCAGCGCACAACUGCCAGCAAAUCAUGGGUGGGAUGGGCUACGUUAAAACCAUGCCGGCCGAACGUUUCUAUCGUGAUGCAAGGAUAACGGAAAUCUACGGGGGUGUAACCGAUGUACAAAAAACCAUCGUUGCGGAACAGGUGAUAAAGCAAAUAAAAGGGUGUUAGAAAAUGCUUAAAGCGUGGCUGAUGCAAAAUGUGUCUUUAAGACGUAACUACUAUUUAAUAGGUGAUGGAUAAAUAAAUUUAAAAUGCUUUGU